CCGCAGCUCCGCUCGCAGCCUCGCCAGGGUGCGCAGCGCUCCGCAGGACCCCCGGCAGCCGCCGCAGCUAUGUCUCGCUCCGUCAGCUUCAGCUCCCGCUCGGUGGCGGUGCCCGGGGCCAGCCCGGUGCGGGUCAGCAGCGUCUCCGCCGCCCGCGGGCUGAGCCGGGCGGGAGGCUUCGGCAGCUCCAGCCUCUACAGCCUGGGCUCCGGCAAGAGGAUCUCCCUGGCCGGGGGCAGCUCCUACAGCCUCCGCUCCGGCUACGGCUACGGAGGAGGCGUGGGGCUGGCUGGCCCCGGGGGCAUCCAGGAGGUCACCAUCAACCAGAGCCUGCUGACCCCCCUCAACCUGGAGAUCGACCCCAACAUCCAGCGGGUGCGCAAGGAGGAGAAGGAGCAGAUCAAGAGCCUCAACAACAGGUUCGCCUCCUUCAUCGACAAGGUCCGCUUCCUGGAGCAGCAAAACAAGAUGUUGGAGACCAAAUGGAGCCUCCUCCAGGACCAAAAGACCUCCAGGAGCAACAUAGGUCCCAUGUUUGAAGCCUACAUCAGCAACCUGCGCCGGCAGCUGGAUGCGCUGCUGGGGGACAAGGGGCGGCUGGAGGGAGAGCUGAAGAACAUGCAGGACCUCGUGGAGGACUUCAAGACCAAGUACGAGGAUGAAAUCAACAAGCGCACAGCAGCAGAGAACGAGUUCGUGGUGCUGAAGAAGGAUGUGGAUGCUGCCUACAUGAACAAAGUGGAGCUGGAGGCCAAGGUGGAUGCCCUAACAGAUGAGAUCAACUUCCUGAGGUCCCUCUACGAAGCGGAGCUGCAGGAGCUGCAGGCCCAAAUCUCUGACACCUCCGUGGUGCUCUCCAUGGACAACAGCAGAAACCUGGACCUGGACAGCAUCAUCGCAGAGGUCAAGGCGCAGUACGAGGAGAUCGCCAACCGCAGCCGGGCGGAGGCCGAGUCCUGGUACCAGAGCAAGUACGAGGCGCUGCAGGUGACGGCCGGGAAGCAUGGCGAUGACCUGCGCAGCACCAAGAGCGAGAUCGCCGAGAUCAACCGCAUGGUCCAGAGGCUGCAGGGGGAGAUCGAGGGGGCCAAGGCUCAGCGAGCCAAGCUGGAGGCCUCCAUCGCCGAGGCGGAGGAGCGCGGGGAGCUGGCGCUGAAGGACGCCAAGGCCAAGCUGGAGGAGCUGGAGGCAGCGCUGCAGAAGGCCAAGCAGGACAUGGCCAGGCAGCUGCGUGAGUACCAGGAGCUGAUGAACGUCAAACUGGCACUGGACAUCGAGAUUGCAACCUACAGGAAGCUGCUGGAGGGCGAGGAGAGCAGGUUGGCUGGAGAUGGAGUUGGCAACGUCAACAUCUCUGUGGUCAGCUCCAGUGGUGGAGGAGCCUACGGCAGCUCUGGAGGGUUCCUGGCAGGAGGAGCUGGAGGAGCCCUCAGCCUGGGGGCAGGAAUGGGCAGUGGGGCUCUGGGCUUCUCCUCAGGGGGCAGCUCCAAAUCCUACACCAUCACCACGACCUCAUCCAGCAGGAGAAGCAUCAGGAAGUAGCUCCAGGAGGGGAGAGCAGCAGCAGGGAGGGGAGGGGGAAAGCCACAGGGAGACUCUUGGAGGCUUCUGUAGGACACUUUGGCUGCAGUGAUGGAGGAGCUGGAGCAGGACCCCCCAGAGUGACCCUCCCAGGCUUGAGCCUGCCCUGAGGAACCUGCAGAGAUCCACAGGAUGGGUUGGGCUGGAUGGGACCUUAGAGGUCACCCAGGUCCAAGUCACCUUCCACCAGGAGGCCUCAUCCUGCCUGCCCCAUUCCAGGUUCAAGCCUGCAGGGUGGAACUCACCCCACGAAGCAGGGGGGAGGAAGCUCUGUGGGCUUGGUCCCCUCUGCUGGGGGCUGGGUCUCAGCCUUCAAAGGGCAAAGCAAGGCAGAAGAGCCCCAGCAGGUGACCCCCCCCAGUGCAGCUUGGGAGGUUUGAUCCCCCCCUUAGGCUCCUCAAGGACCCCAACCCUCAGCUCAGCUCUCAGCUUGGGGCUCCCCUCAGAGCACACCCAAGGAGGAGGCAGUGAAAGUGCUUUGGGCUCCUCCUGACCUGCCUCAGGAGUGGAACUCCACAAACUGCUCUGGCUGGAGCUGGUCCCUGGCCAGGGCAGCAUUGGAGGCUCCUCAGAGCCAAGAGAUCCCCCAGCAACCUCCUCCCCUCCCCCAGCAACCUCCUCCCCUCCCCCAGCCAGUCCUGCUCUUCCCCCAGAGCUUGAGGGAGGUGAAGUUGCCUACAGCUGGCAAAUGGGAGCUAACAGCCUCCAUCCUGGGGGGGUCAUCAACCAUCCUGGGGGGUUCAGCCUCCAUCCUUGGGGGGUCAGUCUCCAUCCUUGGGGUUCAGCCUCCAUCCUUGUGGGGGUUCAGCCUCCAUCCUUGUGGGGUCAGUCUCCAUCCUUGGGGUUCAGCCUCUAUCCUUGAGGGGGUUCAGCCGCCAUCCUUGGGGGGUCAGCCUCCAUCCUUGGGGGGUCAGCACCCAUCCUCGGGGAGUCAUCCCCCAUCCUGGGAGUGUCUUUUGGACCCCCUUAGGAGUUCAGAGGGUUCCUGGUGGUGUCUGAUGGCUUCAGUACAGCCCAAACCAAAGUGUGCUUGGUUGAGGCCCCACGAGAGCCACUUCUGGCUCCUACCACAGUGGGUCUUCAACUCAGGCUUCUUCUGGCUCCUGCCAAGGGAGCCUUCAGCUUUGGACAUCUUCCAGCUCCUGCCAGAAAGGGUCUCCAGCUGCAAGCCUGCCCAGGGAAGCAGCCAGCUCCUCCCUGGUCACUCACUCCAAGAGCUGUUGUGUCCCCCCCAGCCGUGUCCCAGCAGCCUCCCUGGGGCUGCUGCUUGAUGUCUUUUGCCAUCUGAGACCUCAGCAAGAGGCUCUCAAUAAAGUUCUCCUCUCCUGUG
Molecule: messenger RNA, 2911 nt
Organism: Pogoniulus pusillus (Red-fronted tinkerbird)
Lineage: Eukaryota; Metazoa; Chordata; Aves; Piciformes; Lybiidae
Gene: KRT7
Product: keratin 7
Exons: 9
Coding region: 70-1542 (490 amino acids)
Biological process (GO): keratinization; intermediate filament organization
Cellular component (GO): keratin filament
Molecular function (GO): structural constituent of skin epidermis
Source: RefSeq, a predicted model, not a curated record